GUCGAAACAGAAAGUUGACCGGAAGCAGCAGGCAACCACAUUUCUUUCUCUGGCGAUGUCAGGCCGCCCCUUACCACGGUUUGGGGCUGAAAAUACUGACAGUUGACACCGCCACGACAGUGAAGAAGUGCAGAAGUAAACGGUUUGUCUUGCAACAGCAUCGUUUUCAUUGGCGCCAAUUUAAUUCGGUAUCGAGUCGCGUUCCAACACCCUGACGGAGAACACUGGAAUUGCCAUGUAACUCAGACGCCGCACAAGCAAUGCUACAAGAUGAAAAGCCGCUUGUCGCUUAACAGCCCGUGGGAUCCCUCUGCAUCCAUCUCAACAUGAGCUCCAAAUGGGAGCGUCAUCUGAUGCCAUAGGUUCUCCAGUGGACAGUUUCACCUAUUGCACGCACAAGACGGCAUUUUCUGGAGCUUCAACCUUUUGCGUCCAUCAGCAGUCUGUCGGCCCCCGGGGAAGGACUCAUGUAAUCGUGUUGGUAGACCAUCAACAACAUGGCGUCGGCGUUCUUCACAGUUCCAUCCCCGAUGCUGACUGAUGAGCCCAGAGCAAAUGAGGAUUCGCCUCCACAAACACUUCACAGAGAUGGCCCAGUCGUGUAUGUAUGUUCAGAUGCAGCAAUGUCCCAGCUGUACUAUAAGAAAACAGACAACUGCUCGUACAGUGACCGCAUCCCCCUCCACAUUGUACGGGCGGAGGCUGAGCUCUCCGCCCUGGAGAGGGCCUACCUAGGGGCGGUGGAGAAAGGGGACUAUGCCACCGUGAAGGAGGCCCUGGAUGAGGCCGAGAUCUACUUCCGCAUCAACAUCGACUGUGUGGACUCACUGGGACGCACGGCCCUGCUAAUUGCCAUUGAAAACGAAAACCUGGAGAUUGUGGAGCUGUUGCUCAGCUACAACGUGCACGUGGGCGACGCCCUGCUGCAUGCUAUCCGCAAAGAGGUGGUGGGCGCCGUGGAGCUGCUGCUCAACCACAAGAAGCCCAGUGGUGAGAAACAGGUCCCACCAAUUCUGCUGGACAAACAGUUUUCAGACUUCACUCCAGACAUCACUCCCAUUAUCCUCGCUGCCCACACCAACAACUAUGAGAUUAUCAAACUACUCGUGCAGCGAGGUGUUUCCAUACCACAACCACAUGCUGUACUGUGCAACUGCCUGGAGUGUGUGUCCAGUUUGGACGUGGAUGGCUUGCGCCACUCUCACUCCCGCCUCAAUAUUUACAAGGCCCUGGCCAGCCCGUCUCUCAUCGCACUCUCCAGCGAGGACCCUUUCCUCACGGCCUUUCAGCUCAGCUGGGAGCUGAAGGAGCUCAGCAGGGUGGAGAACGAGUUCAAAUCAGAGUAUGAGGAGCUGUCACAUACGUGUAAACAAUUUGCCAAGGAUCUCCUGGACCAGACCAGGAGCUCCAAAGAGCUGGAAAUCAUCCUCAACUACCGUGACGACAUCAACCCCCUGCUAGAUGAGAAUGUCAACGAUUUGGCCCGGGUGAAGUUAGCUAUCAAAUACUGCCAGAAAGAGUUUGUCGCCCAGCCCAACUGUCAACAGCUGCUGGCCUCCCGGUGGUAUGAUGAGUUCCCGGGCUGGAGGAGGCGUCACUGGGCAAUGAAGUUCAUCACAUGCAUCCUCAUAGGGCUCCUCUACCCAGUCCUCUCCAUCUUCUACUUGGUCUCACCGAAAAGCCGCUACGGUCUAUUCAUCCGCAAGCCGUUCAUCAAGUUCAUUUGUCACACGGCUUCCUAUUUGACGUUCCUCUUCCUGCUCUUCUUGGCAUCACAACACAUCGCUGCCCCGCAACGCGACUUUCAGGGCCCGGCUCCUACCUUGGUGGAAUGGAUGAUUCUACCCUGGGUACUUGGAUUCAUAUGGACAGAGAUCAAGCAGAUGUGGGAUAGUGGCUUCCAAGACUACAUUGAUGACUGGUGGAACAUAAUGGACUUCAUCAUGAACUCAUUGUAUCUUGCAACAAUUUCUCUGAAGAUUGUCGCCUAUGCAAAGUACAGUGGACACAAACCCCGAGGCAGCUGGGAAAUGUGGCACCCGACCUUAAUAGCCGAGUCUCUAUUCGCCAUUGCCAACAUCUUUAGCUCCCUGCGCCUCAUUUGCCUUUUCACCGCCAACUCCCACCUGGGCCCCCUGCAGAUCUCGCUGGGCCGCAUGCUUCUGGACAUCCUCAAGUUUCUCUUCAUCUACUGCCUGGUGCUGCUGGCCUUUGCCAAUGGUCUCAAUCAGCUCUACUUUUACUACGAAACCGAUGAGGGCAGCAACUGCAAGGGUAUCCGCUGUAUUCAGCAAAACAACGCUUUCUCAACGUUAUUUGAAACACUGCAGUCAUUAUUUUGGUCCGUAUUUGGCCUGAUUUCCCUCUACGUGACACGAGUGAAGCCGGACCAUGAAUUCACAGAGUUUGUCGGAACCACCAUGUUCGGCACGUACAACAUCAUCUCUUUAGUGGUGCUGCUUAACAUGCUAAUUGCGAUGAUGAACAACUCGUACCAGCACAUUGCAGAUCAUGCAGAUAUAGAGUGGAAGUUUGCCAGAACUAAAUUAUGGAUGAGCUACUUUGAAGAGGGAGGGACUUUGCCAUCUCCGUUCAAUAUAAUUCCAAGUCCCAAGUCAUUUUAUUAUCUGACAGGAUGGAUAAAAGCACGAUUGUUUAAGAGGCCUAGCCUAAAAAGGCUUGAAACCUUCGAAAGUUUGGGGAGACGUGCAGCAGACAACGUCAGACUAAACCACCAGUAUCAGGAGGUUUUGCGAAACCUCGUAAAGAGAUAUGUGGCUGCAAUGAUCAGAGAUGCCAAGACAGAGGAAGGGUUGACUGAAGAGAACUUCAAGGAGCUCAAGCAGGACAUCUCCAGCUUUCGCUACGAGGUGCUAGGAAUGAUGAAGGCCAAACCCCACGGUCGCGGGUCUGGGAAAAUCGCAAGCUCCCCCUUUGCUUACCAGGGAAAUGCCUUCAAGUAUUCCCCAAAGUGUUUCACGGAUGAGUUGCAACAGAGGCUGGAGGUGUUUGACAUGACCACCAGCAGGCCCAGUGGAGCUGCAAAUACCUGCCAUAUUCCAAUCACCAAUUCUGUUGUCUCGGCUGCUUCUGUCAAAAGUGACAAAGAACAAUUGGAUGACGCUGGGAUCUAUAAGAGACACACCAGACAGCACUCUCAGAACUGUGAUGAAAGUCAUUUAGAGAAGGGCUUGAAGAAUUCAGAAGCCGGACGACGAAACCAAGAGCUUCAAAGUCCGAUGGUGAUCGUGGAAGUCAUGGAUAAAGUAGACAAGCAAGCUCAAGAGCAGAAUCAUUCAUCCAAGCUGUGCACAAAGGAAAAAAAGGACCUAAAAAGAUACACACAUUAAUCCUAUACAAUUAAUAGAUGUUAUUUAAUCUCUUUUGUGGUCGUUUAUUAGAUAGUAGAACUUACAUAUUCAUUCCAACCUCCAUCUAUCCUGUCAAGUAGUUAAUUAGGUCAUAGCAUAUUUCAUGCAUCCCCUCAUGACUGACUUCAGUCAUUAUGGACAUCACAUUUUCAAGUUUGCAUGAGGUUUCAGUAAGAACUAUGUUAUGAUCAAACUGGAGCAUUUUUGGGCCACAUAUUUAGAGUAACCUCAAAACAUUAAUUUUGUAUGCAUAUAACAUUACUCUCAGCACAACACCCCACUAAAUUAUUGUGACACCUCUUUGUCGUUUGUAUCAGUAAACAAAUAAACUUUAUCGAUACUCACCGCCAAUGAAUGCUAAUACGCUGUAAUAUGAUCCAGCAAAUCCAUUAACUUAUGGAUUUGUUGUGUCUCACUGCCACAUUGUGUCUUUCAUAACAAUCAAGAAUAGCCAUUUAAUUUACCAUUUAUAUGCAUUUAAAAUUGUUUUAUGCGUGUAAAACUAUAA
This is a messenger RNA of Doryrhamphus excisus (bluestripe pipefish), 3879 nucleotides long. The record is from RefSeq and is a predicted model, not a curated record. NCBI's taxonomy places the organism in Eukaryota, Metazoa, Chordata, Actinopteri, Syngnathiformes, Syngnathidae.